CAGGUUCAUAUAACGUUGACUUGAUCGUUAUUGAGAUAAAAGACGGCGAAUGUACAAAGUCCCUUGAUUGACAGGCAGUUGUUUUUAUAAUAUGAAUAUGUUUUGCAAGUGCAAGGUAAUCACUCACUAGUAAAAUGCGCCUCCUAACUCACAGCAGAAUCAAAACAUGGAGAUUUGCUGUUCUUUUAAAUCUGUUGUCGGUGGAAUCUGUGGUUUUGACCGUAAAGAUCGUGCAUAUGAUACACAGGUGAUACCUCUAUUGACAUGCAAGAAAGACAUCUCGAGUCACUUGCGGAGUUGCAAGUUUUCUGGCCCUGAAAAUGAGGUGGAUUUAAUUUUGUCUCGCGCUGGUUUAUUCAAGACCCCCCAAAACAUAGAAGAAAUAACCAUUUGUCCAAACCAUCGUUCUGUUCUUGGCAUUGGGUGGAGUCGGGGCUCUAACACUAGAUGUAGGAUACCCCAAGAAGUUUCUGGACACAAAUGGAAGGGGAAAAUACCAAAGGCGGACAGAGGUAUUGGAAAAGGCGCAUCUCAGAUGCUGUUGAAACAAACUGGAACAUUUAUUCAAGCUGGUUCUGGUAAGUGUCCUUAAAAGUCAUCUCUACUUGAUAGCCUCCUGAUUUUAUGAGCACAGGAUAACGUUUUCGAUUUACCAUUCAACCUAGGAAUGUGCACCAACUGUGAAAAAAAGUUAAAACAAAUAGAGCUUGAAGAGAAUUUUGCAAUGGAUUUUGAGAAGUUUCAAUUGACGGAUGAAGAUCCAGAGGUUUCCUUUAAAACACCACUGAAGUCAAGUCCAGCUGCCUCAGUCUGUGCAUUACACGAAACACCCGUGAGCCUUUACCAGCCUUCAGAGGCACAGUCCGUAUCCUUGGUUCUURAAGAAGACAAAUCCAUUACMUAUGAGACACCUAGAGACCACCUCAACGCAUUUCUAGCUUCACGGGAUAUAAGCCCGAUUCGCCACUCAUUGGUAACACCAUGGGACACAGYGUCAGCGCGAACAAAACGCUACCAUACUCGAAAGGCAAAACAAGUUGUCGGCGCAUGUCUUGAAGAGAUUGCGCCCCAAGACCACCAACAGCUCCUUAGCUCGGUCUGUAGUUCUUAUAACACUUGCGAUAAUAUAGAUUCUGCUUUGCUAGACGCGCUCACUGAGUGUUACAACAACGCUGGACAUUGGAGUCAUCCUUGUAAAAUCCACCAUACAAGUAACGCCUAA
Actinia tenebrosa (Australian red waratah sea anemone) is the source of this 1222-nucleotide messenger RNA. RefSeq lists its product as uncharacterized. Lineage: Eukaryota; Metazoa; Cnidaria; Anthozoa; Actiniaria; Actiniidae. The record is from RefSeq and is a predicted model, not a curated record.